This is a messenger RNA of Molossus molossus (Pallas's mastiff bat), 734 nucleotides long. RefSeq names its product G protein subunit gamma 10 (gene GNG10). Bases 24 to 230 code for a protein of 68 amino acids. Gene Ontology annotation, biological process: G protein-coupled receptor signaling pathway. The transcript has 3 exons. The record is from RefSeq and is a predicted model, not a curated record. Gene Ontology annotation, molecular function: G-protein beta-subunit binding. Gene Ontology annotation, cellular component: heterotrimeric G-protein complex. NCBI's taxonomy places the organism in Eukaryota, Metazoa, Chordata, Mammalia, Chiroptera, Molossidae.
CCUCGAAGCGCAGCGCCGUCGCCAUGUCUUCCGGGGCCAGCGUGCACGCCCUGCAGCGCCUGGUGGAGCAGCUCAAGCUGGAGGCCGGCGUGGAGAGGAUCAAGGUCUCUCAGGCCGCUGCAGAGCUCCAACAGUACUGCGUGCAGAACGCCUGCAAGGAUGCCCUACUGGUCGGCGUUCCAGCGGGAAGCAACCCCUUCCGAGAGCCCAGAUCCUGUGCUUUAUUCUGAAGACUGUAGGAAAGAAGUUCGCUGAGGAAUGAAUGCUCAGAUGCUAAGAGACGAAUGACUGCCUCCAAGUCUCAAGAGAACAGUUUUCUCUAACCAAAUGACUUUCCUAUGACCUGGUCCAAAGCCAAAAUUCUACAGAAAUUUGAUGAGUUUCAACUCAAAUAAGGAAACUGGGUGAAGAAGUAGAUAGACUUUUAAAUAAUAAUGGCCUGGUUUGUUUGGUGAAAUGCUUUAUAGUUAAGACAAACAAACACUUUACCACCAAAUAUACAAAAGUGCACCUCUUUCAUAAGUGAAUUACUAGUGUUUCUAUACUUGGAAUAUUAUAUAUGUUUUAUUUACUGGAUGUUUACAUUUUGAGGAGAACAUUUUUGUUUAUUGAAAAAAAACUCGAAUAUUUUAAAUUUGUUGUUCCUAAGAUAUUUACACCAUGACAAAAUUUUUCCUUUUCUCAUGAAUUUACAAUUUUUAAAUGAAGAGAAGCCAAUGUAAAAUUGGGGGGGG